GUAUCUUUCCAGUAAUCUAGUUUAUGUCAGCGUAGGCGGUGGCGGUGAGGAAUAGCAAUGUGCCGUUCAUAACAUGAUGAUUACGCAAGUAAACGGGAGAGUGGUAUGACCGGAGCGGAACAGUCGGCCAACAUGACGGAAAGCGCAGCCAGCAAGCUUUUGAAUGGAGAGACUUGUCUCUGGACUAGUAAUGGCAAAAAACCGGGAAGGAAUGGCUUCGUGAAAACACACUGCAUAUUCCAACAGCAGAAAUGCCGUCGUCCCAAGGAGAAUCACAAUAUUGGGCGCAAUGCAUCACUCUACAAUAAGCCAUUUGUGGAGUCGUUUGAGGAAACGCCUCUGCUUGUGGCUGUGCUCACGUACAUGGGCUAUGGCAUUCUUACUCUCUUCGGCUACCUGAGGGAUUUUUUGCGGGACUGUAAUUUCGAGAAGUGCCAUGUGGCCAAGGAGAGAGAUGAGCAGAAGGACUUCGUUCCUUUGUAUCAGGACUUUGAGAACUUCUACACAAGGAAUUUGUACAUGAGGAUCAGGGAUAACUGGAACAGACCAAUAUGCAGUGUGCCAGGGGCUAAGAUGGAUGUUAUGGAGCAUGUGACCCAUGAUUACAACUGGACUUUUAAGCACACCGGAACAGUGUUGAUUGAUGUUAUCAACAUGGGCUCCUAUAACUAUCUGGGCUUUGCAGAGAAUUCUGGACUUUGUGCAGACGCGGCUGCACAGGCCACAAUGAAGUACAGCAUGGGAGUGUGUGGCACAAGGCAUGAGAUAGGAAAUCUGGACAAACAUGAAGAGCUUGAGAAAUUAGUGGCCAGAUUCCUGGGUGUUGAGUCCUCCAUGGUGUUUGGCAUGGGUUUUGCCACCAACUCAAUGAAUAUUCCAGCUCUUGCAGGCAAAGGCUGCCUGAUUCUGAGCGAUGAGCUAAACCAUGCCUCUCUGGUAUUGGGGGCACGUCUGUCUGGUUCCACUAUUCGGGUCUUCAAACACAACAAUAUGCAGAGCCUGGAGAAGUUACUGAUGGAUGCUAUAGUUCACGGCCAGCCCAGAACCCACCGACCCUGGAAGAAAAUUCUCAUUCUAGUUGAAGGAAUUUACAGUAUGGAGGGCUCAAUAGUGCGUUUGCCUGAGGUCAUUUCCUUGAAGAAGAAAUAUAGAGCCUACCUGUACUUGGAUGAGGCCCACAGCAUUGGAGCUCUAGGACCAGGGGGGAGAGGUGUGGUGGACUACUUUGGUUUGGACCCAUGUGAUGUUGACAUUAUGAUGGGCACCUUUACAAAAAGCUUUGGUGCUGCUGGUGGCUACAUAGGAGGAAAUAAGAUGACAGACAUUCCUGCUCAAAUAGGCUAUAUACUGGAGUUGAUCGACUACCUGCGCACACACUCUCACAGUGCAAUUUAUGCAACAUCCAUGUCUCCUCCAGUGGCCCAGCAGAUUAUCACUUCCAUGAAAUGCAUCAUGGGGGAGGAUGGCACAACAUUAGGUCAAGAGAGACUCUGUCAGCUUUCCAAGAACACAACCUACUUCCGUAGGAGACUCCAGGAAAUGGGUUUUAUUAUCUACGGGAACAACAACUCACCUGUGGUACCCCUGAUGCUCUACAUGCCUGCUAAAAUCGGAGCAUUUGGCAGAGAGAUGUUGAAGAGGAACAUUGGCACAGUGGUGGUUGGAUUCCCUGCCACACCCAUAAUCGAGUCCAGAGCACGCUUUUGUGUGUCUGCUGCCCACACCAAAGAGAUGCUGGACACUGCGCUAAAUGCCAUCAGUGAAGUUGGGGACCUGCUGCAGCUGAAGUACUCUCGACAUGCCAGGCCAAGCAACGAAGAAACCAAACAGUUUUCAUAUCUGGAUAGCCAUCAGGACUAACCCAAUCAGUCUGCCAUCUGAACCAAAAGGUGGACUGACCACAUAUCAGACUGUUCAUGUUCUAUAGGCCACUAAUGGGACACAACAAAGCUAGAUUUUUACAUUUUAUUUGGUUGUGUUUAUGGGAUGGAUGCAUCAAAAUGUGCCCUAUUAACUAAUCAGAUGUUGAGUCUUGUUUGUUACCCUUUUCACUCAGUAAUAGCAAUACCAGUAGUAACAUAAACAAACAGGUCCAGGGUUUUUGGAAUUUGGAAGUUUUUUGUUUUCUGCUUUCAACCAGAGCUUCUGUUGAGGCUGAGAGAAAAAAACAUACAUUUUACUAAGGAAAUAUGCGUUUUGUGUGCUCUAAUAAUAUUAUUUAUUACGAAGAGAACUCCUAUAAAUGUCAGUCAAUAUAGAGCAACCAACUGUGAUUAAGUAUUAUAAAGAGAUGGUUAAGAAUGUAACAUUUCACAUCUACAGAAGCGUAUAGAUGGCAUUGCAACACUAUCUUGUUUCAGCUGAUUAGUGCAACAGAGUUUUAGGGUAAUCUGUAAAAUAUUUAUAUUAUUAGAAUCUUUUCAAAAGGAAAUGUAAAAUAAGGUGUUUUUGUUUAUUGGAUUUAAACCUUAUUAAACUGCCAAAGCAUAAUUAGUGAUUAGGAACUAAAUAUGACCUACACACCCGUAAGUCAUAAUUUGAAAGGUUCUGUAGAGAGAAGCAUGGUAAUUCAAUAUUCAAGAAAGUCAGACAACCUAUAGAAAUGAAUUGUUGUGGCAUUUCUAAACGUCUGUGAACAUCUCUCAGGAUGCUAAAGGAACAUUUAUGAACACACAAAUAUUUAUGCAUUUUAGCGACCACAUACUUUUCUAGGUCCAUUAAUCUCCAUGUCCUGGCACAAUUUCAAAAAGAUUUCAUAGUUUAUUUAUUUAUUCUUUAUGUAAAGGCUUUGCUGUGUAAUACAUUUUUAAUUAUCAUGGUCUCAUGUAAUUUGUGAGGAAAAUAAGAUGAGAGGUCUACAAUACUUCUGUCAUAGAAUAUUGGAACUGGAAACUGAAAUGUGCUGUGUUCUACAACUUCUGACUCUAUUUUGAUUGUUCACUUACUUGAGUGCAUAAUAUUGAUGUUUCACAUUAUUUGCAAGGUCAGUAUGACCUUUUAUACAGGGCACUCACUCAGUUAGAAGUUACUGAAAAAAUGCACAGGAUUUCUCUAUUUAUUAAUGAUGUUUGUUCCUUCUGCUCCCAUUAAAGCAAGCCUUAUUAUUAGUUUUGGUAGCAGCUCUGUUUAAGGUAAUAGAAGUGUAUAACCUCAGUGCACCCACUACUGAUGACGUGACGUUAUGUGACGUGAAUAUGAUGUAGGCACAGAGGCCGCAUAUGUAUUACAAAUCUUCAUAAGGACACUGUGCUGUUUUUGAUGGAAGAAGGAAAAACAAAGGGCAUUCCAAAUUUGUCUGACUGUAUGUUUUGCACUCAGUUCAUGAUUUACAUUAUGGACCUGAAGCAGAUACAGAUGAUGAUGUAUGUGUCUCAUGCACAUUUUUUUUUCACAGAAGCUGUGAUGUUUGUCAAAUGUGACUUCUUUAAAACUGACCAUUCUGUUAAAAAGAACUAAACAAAAUUAAAGAAUAUUAUACCGAC
Colossoma macropomum (tambaqui) is the source of this 3482-nucleotide messenger RNA. Its product is annotated as serine palmitoyltransferase 2-like. The coding region runs from base 106 to 1860 and encodes 584 amino acids. NCBI's taxonomy places the organism in Eukaryota, Metazoa, Chordata, Actinopteri, Characiformes, Serrasalmidae. Gene Ontology annotation, biological process: sphingosine biosynthetic process; ceramide biosynthetic process. Gene Ontology annotation, molecular function: serine C-palmitoyltransferase activity; pyridoxal phosphate binding. Gene Ontology annotation, cellular component: serine palmitoyltransferase complex. The record is from RefSeq and is a predicted model, not a curated record. The transcript has 13 exons.